AUGGAUGUCGGAGUGACCCCGAGACGACACAACCCAGUGGACAGCAUCUGCCGCAAGCUGCAGACCAUUCAGAGGCGAGACCAAGAAGUUAACUCGCCCUUUCAGAUUCCUAAAUUCCAGACAAACAGCUACGACAGCCCUCACUCAGGCCUACGCUUCAACCUGGAGGCCAUCCUGAAGAAGCGUACUGUCCGGCCUGACGACUCAGACUCUGCGUCCUCUGCGGGGAUGCUGACCCCCACAGCUUCCCCUGGACCGGGGUCUUCCUGCAACACCCCUCGUGCUCCCAUUACUCCAGUCAAUGCCACCUAUAGCAUCACCAGCACACUGGGGACAUUAGGCACAAUAGGAGACAGGAGAACAUCAGGAACCUACAGCAGGCCAUUUCGGCGCAACUGCUCCACUCCGUCGGCCCAGACUGGGGACAAUUACUUUAACUUUACCCCACGCUACUCCACACAGUCCCAGGGACCUGACACAGAUGUAAGGACCUCAAAGAUUCCAACUCCUGGGUUGUUCUCAUACAACUUGAACUUCUCCUCUGAUAUUUCUAACAUGGACAGUGAACUCGCCUACCCAGCACUCGUGGUCAAAAGACUUUCACUGGGCGAGGGAUCUCUGUUUCCCUCCGAGCCCAAAAAGGAGAGCAUGGCUGAGGUCAGUCUGAUCUGCGAGGAAGAUCUGUUGGACACAAUUUUUCAGGCCUGUGACACACAGUGCAGAGGUAAAGUUUACGUAUCGCAUAUUGUGGACUUUUUAAGACACACCACCUGCCGAAGUUCAGAGGACAGCGGCCUGGAAGAGCUCUGCAAUAUGCUGGACCCAGAGCGCAAGGACAUCUCCAUAGACCUGGACACGUAUCAUGCCAUUAUGAAGGAGUGGAUUGAAGACUGUCGGAAUCAGGGUAAGGACUUAAAGAAUGACACUCAACAGGAAUCAUUCAAACUACGAGACAGUUUAUCAGCAAAGAGAUCUGCUCUACUAAAUAUGACCUCAGGUAGCCUAGAAGCAUUCGGGGGGGAAGCCUCCAGAGCUGACCUGGAGACAUCAGAUCUGGUCUUCUGUGUCGCCGAUCUGCAGCUAAAUAACCAAAAGCUGCAGGAAGAGGUUCGCAAAUUAAAGCAGGCAGUGGAAAACAUGGAAGACACCAACCAGAAACUCAUCGAGGAAAACGAAGAGCUCAAAACACAAGCUAAAAUGGGGCAGCAAUUAUUGCAGAAGGAGAAGAUGCUUAAAGAAGAAGUUGAGGAGAUGAAGCUGAGUCUCACAUCUUCAGAAGAAAGCAGAGCUCAGGCCUCAGCGCAAAGAAAGCAGAUGGAACGGGAAAACCAAAGUCUCAUAUCCAAGAUUGCUGCUCUACAAGAGGAGAACAUGAAAGUCACACUGGAGGCAGAAGAACUUCAGAAAAGGAUGAAUGACCUUUGUGACCUUAAUGCUGAUCUUCAGGUUCAAAUUCAUUCAUUUGAUGCCAUUCUGGCUGACAAGGAGUCAUUAAUUCAGGAGAAAAAUAAACAGAUGGAUGAAUUAAAGGUGGCCAUUGUGGAGUAUUCAUCAGUUACAGAGCUGCUGAGAGCGGACAAGAACAAACUGGAGAGUCAAAUGCAGAUGAUGCAGCCUGAUGUGACAAUCCCGGGUCUCUCUCUCUCUGUGGCCUACAGACUGAAUCAGACGAGUUCAGGCUCUCUUCAGACUGAGCUGGCUCUGGCACAGAAUCCCCUGGAGGGUUUGGAGCAUCUGUCCACUUCUGUCUGUUUUGCAUCAUCUCUGGAUGAGACUCUAGAUCGUGAGGUUCUUCUACUUCUUCAAGGCCCUACCCCAGAGCAGCUGUCUCUGGAGUUCAAAUCUCUGAUCAGCAGAUUGAAAAGGGAAUUUAAAGAAGAUGGCCUGACCUUUCUCACAGCAAUCAGGAGCCUUACAGAGAACAGUGACUCUCAGGAGGCCAACACUGACCUCAAGAUGCAGGGUCUGGAGGUGCAGCUUGAACAGAGGAGGACUGACUGGACCCGCAGUCUGGAGCAGUUGGACCAGUACAGGGACUCUCUGGAGAGAGAACUUCUGAAGAUGGCUAGCAACAUGCGACGUUCUCGGACAGAGAUUCUGCACCUGUCUGUAAAGGUACAAGAGCAGGAGAAUCAGAAGCAGCAGUUGCGAGAGGAAGUCGAUCGUCUGAAGGCUCCGCUGGACAACAGAGAGGCCAGCAGCCAAACACCGGAUCACCUACAGCAGGUUGUGGAAGAGCUAGACGGUCCCUCACUUGAAUGGGAUGAGGAAUAUGUGUUGUCCGAGUCUCCUCCUCUACAAGAGCUUGGACCUGACCGGGAGAUGCUUGAGGAGCUCUGUUGUGAUGAAGAGGAACUUCAGGCCUUGAAACAGGAGGAGGAAGAACCAACAGAGACUGUGAGUGACAAGGAGAAGAUCAAUGCAAAGUCUGAAGGAGAAGGUGAAGCUACACAUGAUUCUGGAGUGGAAACCGAGGAGCCACAAAGAGAUUUCACCCUCUCUCACAUGAGUCUACCAGAUAAAAAAUCUGAAAGAGAACCAAAUGAAGCUCCAUUUGUAGGUGAGGGAGGAGAGCAGAGGCCUUGCAUUUCUUUAAAGGAGAAAGACAGACUCCCAGAAUGCACUGGGCCUGAGGACGCCCACGAGCAGGCUGCUCCUCUGCCUCACACCCACAGUCAGUGUGCUGGUGACCAGCCUUUGACCUAUGACAACCUCGAGGUCACCUCAGUCAAAGACCACGUUUUAUCUAGUGAACCUUCCACCCCUAUGACCUAUGAGUUGGUAUCUCCCUCCACAGGCCAUCCUGAAGUUGGUGAUUCCUUUACAGGAAGGACCGAGCAGCUUGUGGGCACAAACAGAGGACUCGAGGAAGAGCGUUUGACCACCGGAGCUGACAUGAGUGACUUGCAGAGACUGGGCGAGGGACAGCUUUCUAAAGUUUCUGCAAAAUCGGACAAGAGUCUCUUGUUGCCUGUAGCAGAGGAAGAAGAGGCCAUGCCAGAGGCAGUGGAGGUGACGUCAGCUGGGGUGAACUCACCAGACAAAGACAAGACAGGCAGUAAAAAGACAGUGGUCACAUCUGAUUCAAACUCGACAGGAUCAGCUGACUCGCUGAAGGAUCCUUCUGAAAAAGUGAAAGACAUGAUCUUUGACCCUGCUGCCAGAGAGGAUAACAUUCCAACAGUUCCUGCUACACAAAGCCCCAAAAAAGACCCCCUGGCCUCGAGGAACAAGCUCAAAAAGGAAAUGAGCAGCAUGGAAGUCAUCGAGGAACAAAAAGCGCAGGAGGACGGUGAGCCUACGGUGGUCACAGAAAAAGAAGGUGACACAUCUGUCAGCUCUGAAAAUGCCAGCGAUUCCACCAAGGAUGACAAGAACAGCCUGUCGCCAAGUGACAAAGAGAUUGAGGCGGAGUUCCACCGGUUAUCUCUGGGCUUCAAAUGUGACAUGUUUACCCUGGAGAAGAGGCUACGCCUGGAGGAACGCUCACGGGACCUGGCUGAGGAGAACGUCCGCAAGGAAGUGAACAGCUGUAAAGGUCUACUGCAGGCUCUUAUCCCACGAUGUGAGGAGGAUAACCAGUCUAUGGAGAUCAUCCAUCGUGUGCAGAAGAACCUGGAGAUCCUCGUCCAGUCCAUGACCAGAGUGUCCAGCCGUUCAGAGAUGCUCGGGGCCAUUCAUCAGGAGACCAGAGUGGGCAAAACGGUGGAGGUGAUGAUUCAGCAUGUGGAGAACUUGAGGAGGAUGUACACCAAGGAGCAUGCAGAGCUGCUGGAGCUCCGGGAGAACCUCACGCCGAAUGAGAGGUCCUUUGGGUCUCACAGUGAGAGGGAUGAUUUUAGAAACAAGAAACAGACAACAUCAAACAUUUUUAAAACCACUAGCCGACGUAUUAGUAUAGCCACCAUUCCCCGCAGUAUUGGAGGACAGACCCAUUUUGAUAUGUCCAAAGACAUGGCAGAGACUGAGGUGGAGAGACUCUCUCGAAGGUCACCAUGGAACAUGGCAGCCAAGAGGCCACCGCUAAAGCGCUUUGUUAGCUCUGGUACUUGGGCCGACAUUGAUGAGCCCACUCUGAUGAAUAGUCCCACCCCCAGCCCAACCGAUCACGCUCCACCCAGCCUGAUGGAGGGGAGGCCUGCAGUGUCCAGAGGUGCCAGGGGGAUUUGGAUUUGGGUGGCCUUAUUUGUAGUUCUAGCUGUUCUACUGGCUCUGCUGGCAAGUCUGAUGUUACAGCCUGCAGUAGAUGCAGCACCUGUGGGCACCGGGGACUCCUGGAUGACCAUCCAGCAGCUUCUGUGGCCCUAUACUGGGCUGAGGCACAACGGCCAGCCCCCUGUGUGACACCAGGGGGUCGGUAAGGCUACAGUAGCCAGUAUUGAGAAAAACUCCUCUGGCUGCAAGAGCUGUAAUGCAACACUGCUGCCUGUUCUUCUAACAGAAACUCUUUGUGACCAUUUCUUGCUGAAGGUAAAGAGAAAUGUGGGCGUCUCGAGAAAGAUUUGCUGAAAACUACAGACUGCUUGGAUGCUGUGUAUACAAACCGCUGUGUUGGCCACGUAUGUUAGAGACAUUAUAUGACACACGGUGGACUGCAAAAAUGUGUCAGGUGCCUGAAAAGGCUGCCGUUUUUAAAACCUUUGAAAUAGAUCAGUGUAUUUUUAUGGGUUGUUUGAAAGAGUAUUGAGACUAUUGAGAGAUUUUUAAAAAAAUAUUUUUUUGCUUUUUUGUUAAUUUAUUGUUUUACAGUUUUAUGCAGUAGAUUUUUUUCUGAUUAUCAUUAAUUGUUACGAACACUUUUUUUAAUCCUCAUGAAAUUGUUGGUUUGAUGUUCACUGUUAAAAGUUCAUACAUGUCUGUAUGUUCCAAAGAGGGGGGAGAGAAAUUUUGCACAAUAAAGAAACUGAUCCAAAUCAUCUCACUUUUACACUGCAGGAAAACAAGCUAAAUGAAUCAUGACCCAUGAGCAGUAUUGUGCAAGUUACUGCAAAAAUGUAAUUAAUUACUAAUUACAUUAAUAAAAUAGCAUUUAAUUACUUCUCUAA
Danio aesculapii is the source of this 5045-nucleotide messenger RNA. It is a transcript of the gene lrmp, whose product is annotated as lymphoid-restricted membrane protein. The record is from RefSeq and is a predicted model, not a curated record. Lineage: Eukaryota; Metazoa; Chordata; Actinopteri; Cypriniformes; Danionidae. The coding region runs from base 1 to 4344 and encodes 1447 amino acids. The transcript is spliced from 36 exons. Gene Ontology annotation, cellular component: endoplasmic reticulum membrane.